GCAGCCUGCACAGAGAGCCGCCGCUGCACACCGGCCCGGGGACGACAUGUACAUCCUGCCAGUGACGGGGGAUGCGGGAGCAGCAUGAAUCCCCAUGGCAGCCAUGACCCCGGGGCGGCCGGCAGUGACUUCCCGUGCUGCAGGAAGCGGGAGCAUGGGGCGGACAGCCUCCCCGCCGGUAUGGCGCUCUCCCGGGGAAGCCAUGACGGCCUGAAGAGCGAGCCCUCCUGCCUUCACAGCCCCGGGGAUGGAGAGCCCUACCCGCACCCCCACAGGCCCUCCUACACCGUGCCCCCGGCUCCCGGCUCCCGCCUCAUGCUGACCGCCGUGUCCGGGCUGCUGCUCGUGUCUCUACUACACCUGAGCCAGGAUUCUGCACAGCCCGGGGGGGCCGCCGGCGGGGAGCUCAGCCUCACCGUGCUGCUCCUGCGGGGCUCUCUCUAUCUGCUCUGUGCCCUGGGCGCACUGAUACUGGGCUCACUGGGUGCCCUCUAUGCCACCGGCCGCCCAGCUGCCAUCCCGGACUUCACCCGUGCCAGGAGCGCCAUCAUGAGAGGGAUCUUACCGUCUACACAGUUACAUGAACAUAGCCAGCUAAGAAGAGUGGUUAUUUCACACAAUAUGGAUAAAGCUCUAAAAGAAGUGUUUGACUACAGCUACAGAGAUUACAUCAUCUCGUGGUAUGGGGAUCUCAGUAAAGACCAGGGACAACUUUACCAUCUGCUCUCUGAUGAUUUCUGGGAGCUAGCCAGGCAACUGCGUGGCCGCCUUGCCCAUGUUGAUGUUGUCCGAGUCGUCUGCAAUGAUGUUGUGAAAACUCUGCUUACUCAUUUCUGUGACCUCAAAGCUGCAAAUACUAGACAGGAUGAACAACCAAGGCCCUUUGCCCUACACUCUUGCUUAAAAACCACAGAGGAUGAGAUCCAGUUCUUGCAGACCUUUGCUCAGGUGUUAGUGCUUUGCCUCCUCCCCACGCGGGACAUUCAGUCUCCAAGCCUACGAAUAGUCCUCACUGAAAUACUUGCUACUAAAGUCCUGAAGCCUUUGGUGGAGCUGCUGAGUGAUCCAGAUUACAUUAAUCAGAUGCUGCUCAGCCAACUCGAAUACAGAGAACAGGUGAAUGAGCGUCACAAGAAGACCUACACUUAUGCCCCUUCAUAUGAGGAAUUUAUCAAACUCAUCAAUAACAGUUCUGACAUUGAGUUCCUGAAGCAGCUAAGGUAUCAGAUCGUAGUAGAAAUAAUUCAAGCAACUACUAUUGGAAGCUUCCCACAGAUGAAAAGGCAAAAAGAUUCCAAAGGCAAAGAGACAGCAGCAAUGAAGGCAGACCUUCUGAGGGCACGUAAUAUGAAAAGAUAUAUCAAUCAGCUGACUGUUGCCAAAAAACAAUGUGAAAAGAGGAUCAAGCUUAUGGGAGGGCCAGCGUAUGACCAGCAGGAUGAUGGGACAUCGGAUGAUGGGGAGUGCCUCCAAAGCCAAAAGAUCCUUCAGUUCGAUGAUAUUUUGGCCAAUACAGCCUUCAGAGACUACUUCAGGCUCUACAUGGAAAAGAUUGACAAGAGGGCUUUGAUCAGUUUUUGGGAGUCUGUGGAGUAUUUGAAGAAUGCAAAUAAGACUGAAAUACCUCAAUUAGUCGGUGAGAUUUACCAGAAAUUCUUUGUUGAAAGCAAAGAAAUCCCAGUGGAGAAAGCGCUCUAUAAAGAGAUCCAGCAGAGCCUUGUUGGCAACAAGGGAAUUGAAGUAUUCAAUAAAAUUCAGGCCGAUGCAUACGAGACACUAAAAGACAGGUUCUAUCCCUCAUUCAUUGUCAGCGAUUUGUACGACCAACUGAUUCGAAAAGAAGACAUUGCCUCUUUCCUCUGUCUGUCCGAUGACAAAGACGAAGCUAUGCAGGCAUGUGAAGGAGUUGAAGAAAUUCUGGAGGAGUGCAGCAGUGGAAUAACGGAGCAGGCCAGCUAUGCAGUAAAUAAACUGCGGCAACUCACAGAGAAGUUGGAUUAUAAAAGACAAGCGCUCAGCUCGAUUAUUAACGCGCCAAAACCUGACAAAAAGAUUGUUUCCAAAUUGAAGGAUGAAAUUGCCCUAAUGGAGAAAGAGCAAAGUGACCUUGACCUUCAUAUUUCUCGAACAGACUUGUGGUGUGAGAAUCUUGGUAUGUGGCGGGCUUCUAUAAACAUCAGUGAGGUUUCUGAGGAGAAUGGGGAACAAAUGCCAUUGUACUUUGUUUUGGUGAAUUUACCGGACUCUGGAAAUUGCGAAAUCAAAAACUGGACUGUCCUAAGAAAACUGAGUGAAUUUCAGAAUUUGCACAGAAAGCUCAGCGAGUGUUUUCCUUCUUUGAAGAAAGUACAGUUGCCUUCACUCAGCAAGCUUCCCUUCAAGUCCAUUGAUCAGAAGUUCUUGGAAAAAUCAAAGAACCAGUUAAAUCAUUUUCUGCAGAAGCUGCUCUCGGAUGAGAGACUGUAUCAGAGUGAAGUGCUUUACGCCUUUCUGAGCCCUUCUCCUGAGCACCUAAAGGUCAUAGACGUGCAAGGCAAAAAAUCAUCCUUCUCACUCUCCUCGUUCUUGGAAAAACUGCCUGGUGACUUCUUCUCCCACCAAGAGGAUGAAACUGAGGAAGACAGUGACUUGUCUGAUUACGGGGACGAUUUGGAUGGGAAGAAAGAUGCCUUGGCUGAGCCAUGUUUCAUGCUGAUAGUGGAGAUUUUUGAACUGCGGGGGAUGUUUAAGUGGGUGAGAAAGACACUGAUUGCGCUGGUGCAGAUAACCUUUGGAAGGACCAUCAACAAACAAAUCCGGGACACAGUCAAUUGGAUUUUCAGUGAACAGAUGCUGGUUUACUAUAUCAAUGUAUUCAGAGACGCUUUUUGGCCAAAUGGUAAAUUAGCACCUCCGAAAAAAUCCCGAACAGAGCUGCAAUGUCAGGAAACAAAGCAGAGAGCACAGCAAAAAUUACUUGAAAACAUUCCCGAUGCACUCCAGAACCUUGUUGGACAGCAGAAUGCCCGUCAUGGUAUAAUUAAAAUAUUUAAUGCACUCCAGGAAAACCGGGCUAAUAAGCAUUUACUUUAUGUGCUGAUGGAACUGCUGCUAAUCGAGCUGUGUCCAGAGCUACGGACCCAUAUAGAACAAGUCAAGCUUAGCCCAACCGCUGACACCUCCAAGUGACGCACUACUCCUAAUGUCUGUGUAACCAUGGACAUGCAAAUUAUUUUCCUCUUUUCCACAGAGGACCAACUGAGGACUAUUUAUUUCCCAGUGUUUUUCCUUUAUGUUGUGUCCCAUUUCCAGGUCACGGAGGAAGACAAUUGCCGUUGUAUGUGUAGAAAUAAAGAAUUAAUGCUG
Pelobates fuscus (common spadefoot toad) is the source of this 3345-nucleotide messenger RNA. It is a transcript of the gene SNX25, whose product is annotated as sorting nexin 25. Gene Ontology annotation, cellular component: endosome. Lineage: Eukaryota; Metazoa; Chordata; Amphibia; Anura; Pelobatidae. Gene Ontology annotation, molecular function: phosphatidylinositol binding. Bases 85 to 3168 code for a protein of 1027 amino acids. The record is from RefSeq and is a predicted model, not a curated record. The transcript has 19 exons.